AAAAAUUCAAACACCAACUGUCAGUGCUGUCAGUCGAUAUGAUUUUCGCCCGGGCGAAAAGAACGCAUAAACAAAACUUUUUUCUGUGGCGUCCUCCGGCGUUGUCCGAUCCGUUUUCUGUUGAAAAAUAAGCGUUUUAUCUGACUUCAGCAUCACACCUCCCGCUGCACCAUGUCGAGCACAUCCCAGAAGCAUAGAAAUUUUGUGGCGGAACCGAUGGGGGAGAAACCGGUAACGGAACUGGCUGGCGUCGGGGAUGUGCUUGGGAAGCGCCUGGAGGCGGCCGGAUUCGACCGGGCAUACACCGUCCUCGGCCAGUACCUCAUCCUGAAGAAGGACGCGGAACUAUUCAAGGAGUGGAUGAAGGAUACAUGCGCGGCAAACUCGAAGCAAGCGGCCGACUGCUACCAAUGUCUGAGCGAUUGGUGCGAGGAAUUCCUGUAAACCGUACGCGCAAUCACCUUGCUUCCCGCCUGCGACAGGUUCCCCCAUUUUGACUAGCGAUUAAGCUAUAUGUAAAAAGAUGCAAUGUGUAUUUCUCUUUCUCCACCGCGAGAAGAGAGCGCAGCCUACCACUAACACGGUUGUUAGGAGACGAGAGAUAUUUUAUUAUUUCAUAAAUAAAUAUUAACGACAUCGAAUCCAGGA
This is a messenger RNA of Anopheles darlingi, 648 nucleotides long. RefSeq names its product barrier-to-autointegration factor (gene baf). The transcript is spliced from 2 exons. The record is from RefSeq and is a predicted model, not a curated record. Gene Ontology annotation, molecular function: DNA binding. Bases 172 to 444 code for a protein of 90 amino acids. NCBI's taxonomy places the organism in Eukaryota, Metazoa, Arthropoda, Insecta, Diptera, Culicidae.